Messenger RNA from Dentiscutata erythropus, 459 nucleotides. The record is from the annotation of a GenBank genome assembly. NCBI's taxonomy places the organism in Eukaryota, Fungi, Glomeromycota, Glomeromycetes, Diversisporales, Gigasporaceae.
UGCAUUAAAGGACACAAAACUUAUCAUAUAUGGAAGAUCUUUGGGAGGAGCUGUGGCAAUUGAUUUGGUGUCAAAAAAUGAAGAAAAGGUUGAUGCCAUGAUAGUGGAAAAUACAUUUCUUAGCAUUCCAAAACUUCUUCCAACAUUUUUUUCACCACUUCGCUAUUUUACAUUUUUCUGUUCUCAAAUCUGGCCAUCUGAAAAAUCAAUAUGUAAUAUUCACAGGAUUCCAAUUUUAUUCUUAUCAAGUGAUAAAGAUAAAUUAGUACCAAAAGAACAUAUGAAAGAAUUAUAUAAUUUGACAAAUACUCAAAGAGGUAAAAUCUGGAAAAAUUUUCCAAAUGGACAUCAUGCAAAUACUAUUAAUCAACCAGGAUAUUUUGAGACUAUUGAAAAAUUAUUGAAAUGUGUUGUGAAUAAUGAAGAAAUAGAGUUUAUUGGAGACCAAAAUUUAAGUCA